Vespula vulgaris is the source of this 2862-nucleotide messenger RNA. It is a transcript of the gene fd102C, whose product is annotated as forkhead box protein C1-like. Gene Ontology annotation, molecular function: RNA polymerase II cis-regulatory region sequence-specific DNA binding; DNA-binding transcription factor activity, RNA polymerase II-specific. Lineage: Eukaryota; Metazoa; Arthropoda; Insecta; Hymenoptera; Vespidae. Gene Ontology annotation, biological process: regulation of transcription by RNA polymerase II; cell differentiation; anatomical structure morphogenesis. The record is from RefSeq and is a predicted model, not a curated record. The transcript has a single exon. Bases 636 to 1997 code for a protein of 453 amino acids.
GCCAGCCAGUGCCGUUCUCGUAGCAGAUAACCAAGUCGUAAAUCAUGGCCAGUCGGCCGCUCGGAGCGCAUCAAACGACAAAUAGGGUGCAAAAUCGUGGAAAAACUAAGUCCCUAAGAGUGCGACGAGUUUAUCGUAUAUAUAUAUAUGUAUAUAUGUAUGUAUAGAUAUAUAUAUAUAUAUAGAUAUAUAAAUAGAUAUACAUAGAUAUAUAUAUGUGUGUGUGUGUAUAUACAGAUAUUUGUGGAUUUCUCUUUCUUUUUCUCUCUCUUUUUCUUACAUCGUUUUUUGCUCCUUCUUCCUCUUGUUCGAGUGUAAGGAAAGAAGACAGCGAAGAGAGUUUACCGUGCGUAUAUAGAAGAAAGUACAAGUGCGACCGUCAGAUAAUUUCGUCUUCUUCUUUUCCUUUUCCUUCGUCCAUGCAUCUCUGGAGCGAUCAGGUGAAAAUUAAACCUCGUAAGACCUGAUCGAUAUCGUAUCGUAAGGAAAGAAAGAAAGAAAGAAAGAAAGAAGGAAGGAAGGAAGGAAGGAAGGAAGGAAGGAAAAAGAGCCGAGCGGAAACUGUUGGAAUUAUCUCUUCUUCUUUAAACGAAGAGAAGAAAAGGAAAAAGAGGAAAGAAGCGAAAUUAAAAAUAAUGUGCAGCAACGAAAGUCCACCGCCUGCUAAGGAACCAUUGGCCGUUGGAUUGGGUAAUCCAAUGGCUGGGUUCUUACCAGGAUUGGAACAUUAUCGUCUUCAACUUUAUCAUUAUGCCAUGGCCGAGAGGUUGCGUUUGGCUCAGCAAUUACAUCCUCAACAUCCUGGGGUCGGUCAUCCACCGUCGGGUUCACCGGGACAUCUUGGAAUGGGCGCCGCGUUUCCCGCACCAUUGCCAUUGUAUCCAGCAGCAGCGGCUGGUUAUCCAAGUCGAUUGGCAUUGUCAAUGGCGUUACUGCAUCCUCAUCAUCAGAGAAUACCGGAGGAACCCAAACCGCAGCAUAGUUACAUCGGUUUAAUAGCUAUGGCUAUAUUGUCGUCGCCGGAAAAAAAAUUGGUCCUUUCGGAUAUCUAUCAGCACAUACUCGAACACUAUCCCUAUUUUCGUACGCGCGGUCCGGGCUGGAGAAAUUCUAUAAGACACAAUCUCUCGUUGAACGAUUGUUUCGUUAAAUCGGGUAGAAGUGCCAACGGGAAGGGUCAUUAUUGGGCCAUUCAUCCGGCUAAUCUCGAGGAUUUUAGACGCGGUGAUUUUCGUAGACGCAAAGCCCAAAGAAAAGUACGAAGGCAUAUGGGUUUAGCCGUUGACGAGGAACCCGACAGUCCCAGUCCACCACCUUUGCCAGCUACACCACCACCUUCCGCAUCGGCGCUAGUUGGUCCAACCGUCGGUUCUCAACAGAUCACGGGAAUUUGGACGAGUCCUGCGCCACCACCACCUCCGCCACCUCCGCAUUCUCAUCACCAUCAUCACCAUCAUCAUCAUCAUCACCAUCAACAACAACAACAACAACAACAACAACAACAACAGCAACAGCAGCAACAGCAACAGCAGCAGCAACAGCAACACCAGCAACAACAUACUUUUCAAAAUCGUUCGAUCAGACAAUCGUCGUCUCUUCAACCAUCGAGGAAACGACAGUUCGACGUAGCUUCUCUGUUGGCGCCGGACGAUCAACAUCACAUCGAGUCGGACUUGAGAUCGAACAAAUCCAGAAGGUUCAGUUGCAGCGAGGAAGACGAAUUACAUGAUCUUCACGAACACGAACAGGAACAAGACGAGGACGUUGACGUUGACGUCGACGUUGACGUUGUAGCAGAAAGCAACGCUAUUCCGUCGCCUAACGGAACAACGCCAUCGGCCAGUCCAGAAGCUAAAUUGGUCUCACCGAUCGGACAUUGGAACGAUCGGAGUUUGCAAACUGGACCACAACAGUUACCAUCUCUUCAUCUUCACAAUCACGUACACGUUAGGAAUUAUUACGUACCGGCAAACGCCAGUAACGCUUCUGGUGUCUAAUCGAAUCUCGAAAUAUGUGUUGCGUGCAUACGUGCGUGCGUGUAUGCAGGUGUGUAUACAUGUGUGUUUAUGUGCGUGUAUAUAUCUGUCUCUCUUUCUCUUCGAUGAAAUGAAACUUUUAAAGAGUGUCCGAAAGUCAUCGUCAGAAAAGAAAAAAAAAUAAGUAAAUAAACAAAUAAUUAGAUAAAUAAAUAAAUAAAUAAAUAAAUAAAUAAAUAAAUAAAUAAACGUCGUUUAGAUGCGUACACAUAGUGAUCUCCAUCGAUAUCCUUAUACGGAAGUUUGAUUUAACAUCGACGAACGAUUAAGUGCAAUAAGCUCCUAUCUGUUCUUAUUAAAAUCAUCGGGGAGUCUGGUGCUUCUUUAAAAAGGAAGAAAGAAAAAGAACACACACACACACACACACACACAGAGAGAGAGAAAGAGAGAGUCAACUAAACUAAACGAAAUUUUCUCCCCCGAUCGAUCGUGCCGACAAUUUUCGACAAGGACGAAACCGGCCAAAAAAAUUAAAAAAAAAAAGACCAAAAGAAAAUGACAAAAGAUUUGCAAACUUCAAAGAUUUACUAUCGAGGUAUGGAUUAAGGAAGAGGAUCGUGUGUGCGUGGGUGCAUGCGUGCGUGGGUUGAAGAGAGAGAAGAUCUACUUGUAAAUAAAUAUAAAAUCGAGUCGAAGAUCUCUCGCGUAUGUUCAAAGUGUAAUAUAAAGAAGGAAGAAAUAAAAGGAAAAAAAUAAAUAAAUAAAUAAACAAACAAUACGCAUAGAUAGAUUAUACGUAGUGUAUUGUAAAAAUAGACGUUGUUUCCUUUCUUUUCUUUUUUUUUUUUCUUUUUCUUUUUCGAUGUACCAAACAAAAAGAAAAGAA